Angiostrongylus costaricensis is the source of this 159-nucleotide messenger RNA. The record is from the annotation of a GenBank genome assembly. Lineage: Eukaryota; Metazoa; Nematoda; Chromadorea; Rhabditida; Metastrongylidae.
AUGGGACUGUCCGUCGGAUGUCUACGGCAUGAUGAUCCACGAUUGCUCCAUUGUCGAUGGACAAGGCAACAACCACACCGUAAUCGAUUCACAAGGGUGAGCUGGGUUGAACUUUUGAUGGGCAAUGAGCAACUACGGAGACCUGAGAUGAGUCAGUGA